Messenger RNA from Dichotomopilus funicola, 1005 nucleotides. RefSeq lists its product as uncharacterized. Gene Ontology annotation, biological process: tetrahydrobiopterin biosynthetic process; tetrahydrofolate biosynthetic process. Bases 1 to 1005 code for a protein of 334 amino acids. NCBI's taxonomy places the organism in Eukaryota, Fungi, Ascomycota, Sordariomycetes, Sordariales, Chaetomiaceae. Gene Ontology annotation, cellular component: cytoplasm. The transcript has a single exon. The record is from RefSeq and is a predicted model, not a curated record. Gene Ontology annotation, molecular function: zinc ion binding; GTP cyclohydrolase I activity; GTP binding.
AUGGCAAGGUCCGACACCGCCUCCGGCUCGGAGAGCCCCGCGCCCACACCAGUGAACGGAGAGAGGAACGGAAGCAAGAAGAACAAAACCCGGAAUGGCAGCAAGAAGCACGCCCGUGACAACGAGACCAAUGGCUCCAUUGGGCCCAGCCACCCUGGCGAGCGGCGGUCCAGCGUCAGCAAGCCCGCGCGGGACUUCCGGGACAUGCCCGAGGCGCCGCCGCCGAAAAAGAAGAAGAGAAAGACCUCGACAACUACCACAAAACCCGAUAAUGCCCUCGUCAUCCCCACCACAAAGGACACACUCCCCGCUCUUCAACCCGAAGAAUCCACCGAACAAGUCUCGACCCGGUCGCCGAGCCCCGUCAUUGACUUUGAUGGACUGAGCCGGCCCAGUCUCGGCACACGGAAGCGGCUAGAGGAGGAUGACGCGCAAAAAGAGAUUCGCCUCAACCGCAUCAAAGAUGCUGUCCGAACCCUGCUCGAAUGCGUCGGUGAGGACCCGGACCGCGAGGGCCUGUUAGCCACACCGGAUCGUUACGCCAAGGCCAUGCUCUACUUCACCAAGGGCUACCAAGAGAACGUGCGCGACAUCGUCAAUGGUGCCAUCUUCCAGGAGGGCCAUAACGAAAUGGUCAUCGUCAAGGACAUUGAGGUCUUCAGCAUGUGCGAACACCACUUGGUCCCUUUCACCGGCAAGAUGCACAUUGGCUACAUCCCCUCGAACGCCGUCAUCGGCAUCUCCAAGCUGCCGCGCAUUGCUGAGAUGUUUGCGCGCCGCCUGCAGGUUCAGGAGCGCUUGACCAAGGAGGUCGCCAACGCCGUGAUGGAAGUGCUUAAACCUCAGGGUGUCGCCGUCGUCAUGGAGUCGAGCCAUCUAUGCAUGGUCAUGCGGGGCGUGCAAAAGACGACCAGCACCACCAUCACCAGCUGUGUGAUAGGCUGCUUUGAGCGCAAAGAAAAGACCCGUAACGAAUUCCUCAGCUUGAUCGGUGUCAACCGCUGA